Molecule: messenger RNA, 7800 nt
Organism: Biomphalaria glabrata
Lineage: Eukaryota; Metazoa; Mollusca; Gastropoda; Planorbidae
Product: N-acetylated-alpha-linked acidic dipeptidase 2-like
Exons: 23
Coding region: 1287-3638 (783 amino acids)
Molecular function (GO): carboxypeptidase activity
Source: RefSeq, a predicted model, not a curated record
UUAGAUAGCCAAUAUAGUGGAAAAAAAUUAGACAAAAAAGAGAUCUAGGCAAAAUACCGAUUCUAGAUAAUAGUUCUGAAUUUCAGGAGAUCUAAAUUAGAUAUAUUCUAUUCUCGAUCCAGCCAUUGUUUUGUGAAUUUCAUUUUGGAGAUUGCAACAACGAACAAGUGAACAACUUUUUGAAGUUUUCACAGUCAGUGUGUGUCAGUGAGACUAGUCUAUGUGCUGAGUGACAGUAAGACUCACACUGCCGUGACAGUGGACUUCACUUGAUUUGAUGCAAGUUCAACAAGAGUUACAACUGUUGCCUUAUUUCAAGAAAUAAGGAAAUAUGUAGGUUGACUGGUGCACUGACCUAUAAAGAAUUGGAUAAAACUACAACCUACUGUGCCUACAUUGUUUAUGAAGUAUAGUGACUAAUUUUAACUACUACUGGAUAUAUAAUAGCAACUUAAAGUUGGAAAACUAGAGUUGGAACAAGAUUUGUGUGUGUGUGUGUGUUGGAAAGAAACAGAAACAAAACCAGAAUCGAUUUCUCUCUGUUGUCAUCGAUACUAGCUCCAUUGUACAACACCUUCAGCCAGCCCCACCGUAACAAGACUGCAAUAUAACAAGUUUAUAGCAUCACUGUUUUACACCGUCAUGUGCUCUAUAAAGUUGCCUCAUAAUACUGUCAUGUUUUAAACGUUUGACAGUCAUUUUGAACUGAGGUACAUUUGAGCUAAAACAUCUCUCAUUGGAACUAACGGAGACACACAUGAGCUAAAACAUUGGAACUAAUGGAGAUACACAUGAGCUAAAACAUCUCAUUGAAACUAUGGAGACACAUGAGCUAAACCAUUGGAACUAAUGGAGACACACAUGAGCUAAAACAUUGGAACUAAUGGAGAUACGCAUGAGCUAAAACAUCUCAUUGGAACUAAUGGAGACACACAUGAGGUAAAAAAUCUCAUUGGAACUAAUGGAGACACACAUGACCUAAAACAUUGGAACUAAUGGAGACACACAUGAGCUAAAACAUUGGAACUAAUGGAGACACACAUGAGCUAAAACAUUGGAACUAAUGGAGACACACAUGAGCUAAAACAUCUCAUUGGAACUAAUGGAGACAUAAAUGAGCUAAAGCAUCUCAUUGGAACUAAUGGAGACACACUUUGAGCUAAAACAUUGGAACUAAUGGAGAUACACUUUGAGCUGAAACAUCUUUCCAUUGUGAAGGCGCUACUUUAAACUUUUAUUGUCACAUCUAGUUCAGAACAUUUUGGAUUACGUGAUACUGCAUCAGUAUGCCGUCUCGAGGUUACAUUGCUGGCAAGCCAGUGUCUCGGUGGGAGGCUGAUUCUGACAACAUCGACAUUGAGUACAAGAACCUGGACAAGCCUGUACAGCAACCAAAGCUAUCGCAAUGUCUUGCUGGACGUAAAGGUCUGGUCAUCAAAAUUCUUCUUCUGCUGUUUAUGUUAUUUCUUGGACUCAUUCUUGGCUAUGUUAUACAACGAAACAUUCAUGGCACAUCCAAUCUAGCUGCUUCCCCUUCACCACACAUUAAAUACUUGGCUGUUCAACAGGACUACAACCCGAUCAUUAGAGAUGAGCUGCAAGCAAGAGUGACCCACAUGAGUAACUUUGAGGACAGCUUACAGUUAUUAACUAAAGAUGUGCGAUUGUCUGGUGUUGGUGGAACAAACCGGAUACUGAUUUAUGUGAGAGAUUGGUGGAAAAACUUCAACUUUGACAGUCUGUCCAUCAAGAAUUACAGUGUUCAGCUGGUCUAUCCUGACUAUGUGGCGCAAGAUGAGAACCACGUGGCUGUCAAGACAAGUAACAACACUCUGAUCUUUGAGACUUGGACUAACGAAUCAAACAUCCACCCUGACAUCACACCAUUUAGUGCCUUUUCUGCCUCAGGAGAUGUGCAGGGUGAUAUAGUAUAUUGUAACUUUGGACGCAGAUCUGAUUAUAAGUGGCUAAGUGAUCAGGGCAUUACAACUGAGGGUGCCAUACAUUUAAUCCGUUAUGGCAAAGUUCACCCGAGCAAUAAGAUCAGACUAGCUGAAGAGUAUGGUGCCAAGGGUGUCAUUUUGUACCCUGACCCAAAGGACUAUUGUAAUGGUCAGACUAAUGUCUCGGGUAGCUGGUGGCUUCAAGGAGACCAAGUACCAAGUGAACAUGUGAGAUACUGGUUGACUGGAGAUCCUAGUACACCUGACUACCCUGCCUUAAAUGGUGUCCCACGUGUUGUGCCAUCUGGUGCUAGCAAACCAAACAUCCCAGUAUAUCCAAUCUCAUAUAAUGAUGCAGAGACUUUGCUCCGUUAUCUUAGUGGAAUGGAUACAUUACCUGAUUGGCAAGGGAGCUUGAAUGUGUCUUAUAAAACUGGUCCAGGAUUUACCUCUUCUUGGAAAGAUUAUAAAGUGGAACUUAAUAUUAGCAACAGUUUCAGUUUUCGUGACAUCCACAAUGUUAUUGCAGUGCUCAGAGGAAAAUAUGAAAAAGAUCACUAUGUUAUUGUUGGUGCUCACAUUGAUGCCUGGGGUUAUGGUGCUGUGGACGCUGGCACAAGUUUUGCUGUCAUCAUGGACCUAGCUAGAACGUUCUCCACUCAAGUUGGAAAAGGUUGGAAACCAAGGCGUACCAUUAUAUUUGCAUUGUGGGAUGCAUCCAAAUAUGGUCAUAUAGGAGCAUAUGAGUGGGUCCAGGAGUAUGAGAAACAGUUAAGUGCUGGGGGUGUGGCUUACAUUAAUAUUGACUCUGCAAUCAGAGGUAACUACAGUUUUUAUGCAGAAUCCAAUCCACUCCUCUAUGAUGUUAUCUACAAGGCAGCUAUGUCCAUCAACAGUACAGAGCCAGGUCACACGAACCAAUCAGUGUAUGAGGUCUGGAAACAAAGAACAGCUCGAUCCAGUUUUUCUACAACAGAACCAUGGAUCAAUUAUUUAUCUGGUGACCAGGAUCACAGUCCUUUUAUGUACAGACUUGGAAUGUCUUCUGUUUUGGCUGCUUUUACCUAUAACAUGCAGGCCUACCCCAACUUACCAACUUAUCCAGCGCACAAUACAUUACAAGAUACCAUGAACUAUGUGCUAGACAUCGAUCCAAAUUAUUCUCUUCAUUCUUCUUUAGUCCAGAUUCUAAGUGAUAUUGUACUUCAACUUGCUGACUCAGCAAUUAUUCCUAUCAAUGUAACACAUUAUUGUCAUAUGAUGAAACAGGGACUAGACUCAGCCAAGCCAGUCCUAGAGAAAUAUCUUUCUGGCAAUGAGACAGAUUUGUUACAGUCUACCAUAUCAGAAUUCACACAGGCAGCAUUAGAGUUCCAAUCUCAAAUAGACUCCCGGAAUAUGAGUGAUUUGACAGAAUUUGAUGUUUUACAAAUAAAUAACAAGCUUAUUCGCAUUUCAAGAGCCUUCAUUUAUGAAGGGGGACUUUUACAUCAAGGUCAAUAUAGAAAUGUUUUAAUUGCACCACAUCCAGAGAACUUGAAUGAGGAAGUUAUAUUCCCUGGCCUUUCUGAGACAGAAGUUGUUGAAAGAACACUGCUGCAGAGAGAGCUGGUUAUAGUAGUUAUUGCCAUUAAAAGAGCCAGAGAUAUUUUAAUGGAUGACUUUGGGCCAGAUAUAUUGGACCGAGAUUUAUGAGCUGUUCGACUUGUUUAAAGUUUAAAUCAAAAAUAAUGUUUCCAUUUUUAGUAUCUAACAUACUUAGUGGAUUGUAGGGAACACAAAAUGUAUCAUUAUUUAUUUGUAUACCGACUUGAACAAAUUGUGACUUUUAUAUUUACGCUACAAAACUUUAAUUGAAUCUCUCCCCUACACAAAUGUUAGUUAUGUUUAAUUUCAAUAGUUGUUUGUUUAGAGGCUUUGGAAAAGGGCAUCAUGCUGUACCAAUUUAGGUGCGACUCUUUUUUCCAUGAUAUAUGAGGUGUCUUAAUAGUCGAACAGACUAAGGGAUGAAUGAAAGUGAAUUGUUUUGGUCUCAACUGCUAAAGUUUGGUUUUGAAAUUAGUGAAUCGAAUUUUGAAUUCUAGCAUAUUUUUUUACCUUAUGAAUUACAAUAAUUAGUUUUAUGAUUUGUGUACAAUUUGGUUCUAUGAAAUCAGUCAAUUGAUUAUUUCCUUUGGCACAAAGUUGUUUCACCUUGAUGUGAUAACUCACUAGGAAUUAUUUCCUAAGUUGUUCUUUUUUUUGUGAGUUUUUUUUUAUUGCUUCAUUUCCAUUUUAGAUGAUCGUUAUAUUGAGAUUCAAUCUUUGAACUUCCACGACAAACACAUUUUAUACUACAGCAUUUGUAUAUAGUGGUGCAGUACUUUGUAUAUAGUGGUGCAUUAAUAUGUAUAUAGUGAUACAGUACUUUUUAUAUAGUAGUACUGAGACAGUACUUUGUAUACUAUUGUAAAUAUAUUUGACGAGUGGUUGUGUACUUUGACCUAAUUCUUUUUUUUUCCUGCUCCAACUUUGAUCUUUUAUUGUUGUUUUUUUAAGUUACAAUUACAUUCAAUGUGGUGUGCUUAAGCCUCUGGGUGUCAGAACCCACAUUCCCAUUUGGGCCCCUCCCCAUAUAUAUACAUAUAUAUUCUGACACUAUGAUCCCCCAUUCAAAAUGUGUCAUUCUUUCUUCCCUUGUAAUACACACUAGAACAUUAUUAGCCCUUGGAUUUAAUGAAGGAAAUACAACUUGUUUACUUGCUUUUGUAGGUUUACUUCUUAAUGUUUGUUGCAAGGAAGAGAUUAAAAACUUUUAAAAUCAAAUGUGGGCUAAUUUAUUUUAUUUGAAAUAUUACUCUAAUGGAAUAAGAAAUUUUGGGAUUAGCAGUGUCGCAAAGUCUGCCAGAACGUAGAACUGUAGAGCUGCAACUGCUCCUAUGCUCAUUGGCUCCUGAUUUUUUUUUAUCAGGAUUGACUCCCUUUAAUACCAAUGACAACAGAAUUCUGGAUUCUGAGUGUUCUUUUUUCUAGGCUGAUGAGUUAGUUGUCUGCCCAAAGCUUUUGACUCCAAACCAAGCAAAAGUGGCUGCGUGUUCAUGUGUUUGCAUGCAGGAUUGUUGCUUGGACUUAUUGAUAGUCCCGGUUUAAAACCCUGCCCAAUCCCAUCACCUGUCGUCCUACGGGAGGUUUGGACUACGAAGUAAAUUGUCUUCAACAUUCAAAACAUUUUAACUAUUUUAGAAACAUUUUAUAAAUAAUGCUUUUAUUGGUAUUGAUUGCUGCAAACCUUUCUUCAUCAUUAGGAAAUCCAGUAUGAAAUAAACUAUUAUAAAAACUUGUUGAUUGUGGCUUAUAAACUCUAUGUAUUUCUACUCUACUUGAAAUCAAAAUAUUUCAUUUGUUUGAAUCAGUUCAAAAGAUGCAUUUAAGACGUCUAUUUAUCUUUCUCAUGCUGCUCUAUCUAUUCAGUGUACUAACAAGAACUUACCCAAACUUUCAUUAAAUAUCACAUUAACUAAAAUGUCAUUGACAGAUUUCAACAUAUAUCAAUCAUGAUCAGGCUUCAGUCUUAGUCAUAGUGGCAAUGGCAAUGUCUAGGAUCCAAAAGAUUAUGGAUGAGUGCAGUGUUUCAUAUGGCAAUUCAAACCCAGAUGUGACUUGCAUAUUUUUCCACAUCUGAAUUAAGUUUUCUUUGCAUCUUCUGCACCUCAGAAAAAAACUAAAGUCAUGUUUCAGAAGUUGCCCAAUAAAAUCUACACAGCCCCAAAAAUCACCUCCGAACAUGGUAAACCACUUAACAUAUCUUGUAAUCACAGCAUUCAAUGAAGCAUCACUUUCAAGAGAAGUUUUAACCAUCUUGCUAAGGCACGCAGCAUUUUAGAUACCUCCAAGCAAGAGUGGCAGAACAAAUCCCUCCUCUGCCUACCUAGAUCAGUGUCUACCAAGCAGUGGUUCUCACCACACUUUUGUAUGGCACUGAUACCUGGGUGCUCUAUUGAAGGCUCCUUGAAAAAGCUUCAGUCAAAGGUGCCUCAGCUCCAUUUGCUGGCAGGACUACCUUACAAAUAACCAUCUUCUGCUAUGGGGCUUUUGUGGGCAGUAUAGAAGCACUAUUUACCAUUCAACAGCUGUGCUGGGUAGGACAAUAUUCCACAUGAGGAACGACCUCACUACACCAUUUAUUUAUUUUAAAUUUUCUACCAAGUUUAUUUUUUUGUCUCUGGUUAAGUCAAAUUGUAAAAAAAAAAAAUCCGUUAUAUACCCAAGGGUUAGGUUUAACCUUACAAGCAAGGCUUCGUUCCAAUAAAACAUAAAAUAGAGAGUUAACACAUACAAUAGCACAGCUAUUGUCUGCAUCAGAUGUGAAAAAAAAAUAUAAGCUACUGGGUUUAUAUAGUUAUGUGAAACACUGUACUUGCCCAUAAUCUUUGGAAUCAAACUAUCUUUUGUUCUUUUGCAUCAAUUUGAAUAAUUAAACUUUUAUCUUUACAGUUAAGAAAAUUGUUAUUACUGUAUCUUUUAAUAUAUAAAACUGACUUCAUUGCUCAGUCAAAUGAACUAAACAUGAUGUGAAAGUGUCCUUAGUAUUAGUUAAAGUAGAAUUUGUUCAUAUUUCAUAUAAUGUUUCUUUUUCUAAAUCACAUUGUAUUGAUAUAAUAUAUCAUAGAAGAAAUAUUGUUAUAUAGAUCUGAAUUUUUUUUACUACUGUUCGUAUAUAUAUAUAAAAACAUAAAUUCAUAUUGUUUGUCUAUUAAGAAAUAAAUAUUCAGUAUAUUAUUGAAAGUUUGGAUUGUAUUUGAAUUUCCAAGUCUAAGAUGUAGUUCAGUUAACAUUUGAAAAUGUAUUUUGCUGUACUUUUAUCUAUUUAUUUAUUUUUAAUUCUCUAAGUUAAUAUAAAUACAGAUUUAUUUCAGCAUUUGCCCAACAUAACUUUAUUUUAAAAUGUAUUUAUAUGUCUCUUCUUUAGAACAAACACUUAAGUCUUCAGUAGUAAAAUGCUGCAAUUAUCUUUUUUAUAACUUGUUCAGAUCAUCUUGAUAAAUCAAGAGUGGUUUAUUGUAACUCAGUCUUAGGUAACAGUUGAAGUAACAUCAUGUACAAGCCUUUAAAAGGGCUCUGGACUGACAUCUUCCACUGCAGGAAAUUUGGCUGGGAUGUAAUAAUCUUUAUUUCAGAAACUUGUCAUCUCAAGGCAAACAAUAUCCUAAGAUUCUAUGAUCAUUGCAUUUGGUGUGGAGAUUCUUGCCAAACCUGAGAGUUAGGCUCAAAGAAUUUGAGUUUACAUGAUUAGUGAGAACAUACUGGCAAUGGAAGAUCUUUCUGUUAAUCAUUGAGUCUUACAAGAAGUCUAACUUUUUGACUGCCAUCUUGUGUCUCAAAUUUUCUGUAUUUAUUUAAAGAAGUUUGGUUCAUUUCAAUCUAGAUUUAUGACAUAAUCUGCAGGGCUUUGUUAGGCAAUUCUUUUUCUUUAUGCUGAUAUAUAUAUAUAUAUGAGCACUCACCUAUACAAAAAAGAAAGUAAAAUGAAAUAAUCAUUUGUUUUAGUCUGAUUUUGUUGUAUGUAUUCAUUCAUGUAAUGGUGCUCUACAUAAAUCCAAAAUGUUAAAGUCUUUACAAACUCCAGCCUGUAUGUGGUUCUGUUAAAGUCUUUGACUCUACAAACUCCAGCCUGUAUGUGGUUCUGUCCUACUUUUGUUUCAAAUAUUUAUAUACUGUUUUACUGUCAAAAUUGAAAUUGUUUCUCUGUGAUUCCUGAUCCUUAUUUUAUAUUUGUCAAUUUUUUUUAUUUUUAAGAAACCAGUGAGUAGCUAAUGUAGACAAUGAUUUGAUUGAGUUGAUGUGAGUUCAUUUGACUAUUAAAGUUUUAAUUUAUUGA